AUGGAUGAGGAAUACGACUCCAGCUCAGAGGACGAGUUUUUGUGGACUGCAGCCAGUCGGCUCAACCACGGACGCGGUGGCGAGCAAUUGCUCACGUGCGCCCUCAUAGAGCCGCCGUCUCCCAAGCCGUCACUCCGCCUUUCGCGUUCCCGUUCAGCCCCACCAUCUUCCACUCCCUCCCUCUCACGCACUCGUCACCGCCCAAAGGGCCUCCCCCCUUUGCAAGGCAUCAUGCUCGCGUCCCACGCCGUCGACCUCUCCCUCGACAAUGACGACGACUGGAUAGCUCCUUCCUCUGGUCCCCAGCUAUACCGCGCAGCCAGCGUUGGCAAUAGCUGGGGAGUCACCUCCAUCGGCCGCGGCUUCAAGUGGAACAACCACAAGGCAGAAGAUGAAGGUUCCAGCGAUGAAAGCUGUCUCCAAGUCGCCCCCGACUCUCUUCUCAGUCUACCCAAGGACAAGCCAAGUCUCAUCCGUCCAACUCGUCCAGUGUGGCUCAGCUCUUCCGCAGUGCCACGCUCUGCGGCAACAAACGGCAUGCCCAAGAUCUCUACGUCCUUCACUCCCCCCACGCCUUUCACCCCCAUGUCUCCUCGGACAGGUAGUUUCAUCGCUGGUCCUCUGACUCGGUCCCCCGCUUCAUCCCGACCACCUUCUCCGCGGUCAUUCACAUCUCGUCCAACCUCUCCGAUGGUGCCCACGGCGUCUUCCCUAUCCCUCCGCAGUGCUCUUUCAAGUACACCGUCUUCUCCCCGAUCUUCUCAAAUGCCCCGCAUGCGGCGUCGAUCUUCUCAACAACGCGUGUCGCUCGUGGCCGGGCGUGUCUCAAUAGCUCCGGUGGAAGCAUCUCCGAUGCCGUCUGGUCCCCAGAAGCUAGUCCGGACCAGCAGUGCGGCGAGCUUCCUUAGCGUCGCGAGCAGCGUCGGACCACCGACCCCUGGAGAAAAGGCAUGCCCGACUGGCGACAGGAGCAUCUCUGAGUUUGUGGUCGAGCGCGAGAUCGGGCGUGGGGCAUACGGACUGGUCAAGCGUGCUCGGGAGAUGAUGGAUGACGGGACAAUGGGGCCCCCGCUUGUCAUCAAACAGAUUAUCAAGUCGCGUAUUCUGGCGGAUUGCUGGAAGCGUCAUCCGAAGUUUGGCACCAUCCCAAUAGAGAUUUAUGUCAUGUCCGCAAUCUCCACCACACACUAUGUUCUCCCUCCACCGCGCCCCUGGGACCCCCUUCGCCGUAAAGCAGAUGCCCAGAAUGAUUGGGUGGAAGGCAAGGUCGUAAGCGGACACCCUAACAUUUGCCCCCUCCUAGACUUCUUCGAGGAUGACCACUACUAUUACCUCGUUCUUCCGUCUACAACCCCGGAGCCCAAACCGGAUGAGCCGCAGCCGCCUUCGGACCUCUUCGAACUCGUAGAGGGCUUCCCUCACGGGCUGCCCCCAGAUCUUAUCCGAACUUAUCUUGGCCAGAUCGCUGACGCCGUCGGAUUCUUACACUCAAAAGGCAUCGUUCACCGAGACAUCAAGGACGAGAACGUGGUGCUGGGCCCCGACGGCAAAUGCGUUCUUAUCGACUUUGGAAGCUCCGGGUUGGUCAGGAAGGGCGGCUGGGACACCUUCAGCGGCACCCUCGAUUACGCUGGGCCUGAGAUUCUCCGCGGUGAGCGAUACUACGGAAAGGAGCAAGAUGUCUGGGCUUUCGGCGUCGUCGCGUACGUGAUGCUGGUCGGCGAAUGCCCGUUCACGACAGCAGCCGAGGCGCAGGAUGGUCUCGAGUCUCCGUUCGCCACGGCGUCGAUCGCGCUGGACGAGCGCUGCGCGGACGGCAAGGAGAAGGAUGGCGAAGAAGAUGACGGAGGUGGGGCUGUCGGCGACGCGGCGGAGCUCGUUCGCGCAUGUCUCAAAGUGGACGUGAACGCGCGACCAACGUUCCAGACCAUCCUCCAGAGCCGGUUCCUCAGCGGGAGCGGUGGGUGGGGCAUGGAGGCGUAG
This is a messenger RNA of Epithele typhae, 1983 nucleotides long. RefSeq names its product kinase-like protein. Gene Ontology annotation, cellular component: cytoplasm; nucleus; cytosol. Gene Ontology annotation, biological process: negative regulation of glycogen biosynthetic process; protein phosphorylation; intracellular signal transduction. The record is from RefSeq and is a predicted model, not a curated record. Gene Ontology annotation, molecular function: ATP binding; protein serine/threonine kinase activity. NCBI's taxonomy places the organism in Eukaryota, Fungi, Basidiomycota, Agaricomycetes, Polyporales, Epitheliaceae. Bases 1 to 1983 code for a protein of 660 amino acids. The transcript has 4 exons.